AUGGCAGUUGAUCUUUGCUCAGAAAACUGUGGAGUUUCUUCCUCUUCUGUGAGUCCAAGAAUCUCAUUCUCACAUGACUUUUGCCAAUCUGAUGUCAUUCCUGUUGAGCAACUCCCUUUUAGAUCAAACUCUUCUGGUUUGAAUUCCAGCAUUGAUUUUGAUUUUUGUGUGAGUGAGAGCUUUGAGCUUGAGUCAUCAUCAGCUGAUGAGCUUUUCUCUCAUGGGAGGAUCCUUCCCACCGAGGUCAAGAGAAAGAAUAUUCCUAUGAAGCAAACUGGUCAAUUAGCACCAAAGUGUAAUACUCCAUUGCCUCCUCCUUAUUCUGGUUCACCUAACAGUGUCUCUACCAGUAAAAACUUGAAGAAAGAAAACUCCAAAGAAAGCAGGUGUUUGAAUGAUGAAGUGUAUGAGAAGCAAAGUUCCAAGUCCUUUUGGAUCUUCAAGAGAAGUAGCAGUUGUGGAAUUGGACAUAGAAGGAGCUUUUGUCCUUUGCCACUUUUAUCUAGAAGCAAUUCAACUGGGUCUUCAACCCCAAGUGUCAAAAGGAAUCCACUUUCAAAGGAGGGUGUUAACGUUAAGCCAAAUCCACAGAAACAUUCUUCCACACGGUUGACUCACUCCUACGUGCCAAAUGGUUAUUAUCAAAAGCCUCCAUUGAAUCACAAGAGUCCUGGAUACUAUGGUAGCAGUGUUAGAGUCAACCCUGUCCUGAAUGUUCCACCUGCAAACCUAUUUGGUUUGGCUUCAAUCUUCUCCAACAAUAAAGACAAGAGCAAGAGGCAGUCUUAG
Molecule: messenger RNA, 789 nt
Organism: Sphenostylis stenocarpa
Lineage: Eukaryota; Viridiplantae; Streptophyta; Magnoliopsida; Fabales; Fabaceae
Source: the annotation of a GenBank genome assembly